Molecule: messenger RNA, 537 nt
Organism: Rotaria socialis
Lineage: Eukaryota; Metazoa; Rotifera; Eurotatoria; Philodinida; Philodinidae
Source: the annotation of a GenBank genome assembly
AUGUAUCCAGAAUCUACCGAUAAUAUUCGUCCAGUACCACCGGUUCGAGUUGAAUUUCAAGGUAAUCCACAGGAAGAACAACUUCUACCUCCAGUACCUCGUCGCAUGGAUAAACAAGAAGAAAAUGAUACGAAUAUCCCAAAUCAAGAAUGUGCAUGUAAUUACAAUCAGUACGCAACAAAGAAAACAAUCGGUCAUGGUUUGUUAGGAUUUGCUUUACUUACAAGUAAUGCUAUGCAAUUACGAACAUUAGCUUCUCAAAAACAACGUGAUGUUAUAUGGGCUGCAUCAGUUCUUCUUGUCUGUAUUUCGAUAAUUGUACAAAUAAUUUUAGCUUAUCUACUUGUUAUUGUCGGAAAAGGUAAUAUUCAAGAUCCACAAAAACAACUUAAAUUGGAAAAAUAUAAUAAUAUGGCAUUAUUUCUUACAACAUUAGUAUCUAUGGUUAAUGUUGUUAUAAAUGUAUUUAUGUCAACUACAGAUUCGACUAGUUAUUUAGAUACAAAAUCAUUAGAAUUAAUACGAAACUCUACAUAA